Messenger RNA from Ipomoea nil (Japanese morning glory), 2385 nucleotides. Its product is annotated as pollen receptor-like kinase 3. Gene Ontology annotation, biological process: protein phosphorylation. The transcript is spliced from 3 exons. The record is from RefSeq and is a predicted model, not a curated record. Bases 173 to 2104 code for a protein of 643 amino acids. Lineage: Eukaryota; Viridiplantae; Streptophyta; Magnoliopsida; Solanales; Convolvulaceae. Gene Ontology annotation, molecular function: ATP binding; protein binding; protein kinase activity.
GAAAUUAACACCCACCCACCAUGAAACAUCAAUAUCCCUACCCAAACCCAAAUAAAACCAAACGUGUAAACGUUUCUCGAUGGGAGGAGAAUUUGAUUCUUCUCUGAUCUACAAACGAACAGCGGUCGUUUUCCUGUUCCGGGAGGCGUUUUAACGUUUUCCGGCAACAUAAAUGGCCGCUGUUCGUCGCAUUCCGACGUUCCCCUUAAUCUUCUUCUCAUUCUGCCUCAUUCUGCAAUGCCUACCCCUUUCCAUCUCCGUCGGAGACGACGUGGUUCUGAUUGAGUUCAAGGAAUCAUUGCAGAACACCAAAGGCCUCGAUGAUACCUGGGUAAAAGGUAAAAGCCCCUGCGACAAGACCCGCCGAUGGUUCGGCGUUCUAUGCCACCGGAAAACGGUUACAGGGCUCCGUCUUUACAAUAUGGGCCUGGCCGGCGACAUUGACGUUGAUGCAUUGUCGAAUCUUCAAGGUCUUAGGAUGAUAGCCUUGGCGAAUAACAGCUUUUCAGGGCCCAUCCCUGAUUUCGACAAGCUGAGGCAUUUAAAGUCGCUUUUCAUACAAGGGAACAGGUUUUCCGGGGAGAUCUCUGCAGAUUACUUCGCGAAGAUGACUGGGUUGAGGAAACUUUGGCUUUCCCACAACGGGUUUUCUGGGAAUAUUCCUGCCUCGUUGGGGAAAUUGCCACGCCUGGUUGAACUCCAUUUGGAAGGGAAUGGAUUCUCCAGUGCUGUACCCCCUCUGGCGCAACGAUCCUUGACGAUUCUUGAUUUGUCGGGGAAUAAAUUGCAGGGAGAAAUCCCAUCAGGCAUGGCGAGAUUCGGGGCAAAGGCAUUCGAGGGAAAUCCUGAGCUGUGUGGGGAGCCGGUGGGGAGACAAUGCAGAGAGGAUUUAGGUAAAGACGGGGGUGGUGGCGCUGAAGCUCAAACACCUGAAAACGCCCAGCGCCAUAGUUCAGGCAUGAGAUGGCUACUCUUAUCCAUAGUGGCAGGCCUUCUCUUGGUGGCAAUCCUUUUCAACAAGAACCAGAACGAAGAGAACGUCAAAACCAGGAGAAAAGAUAAUCUUGACGAGGUUCUGGUGGUGCAGAUUGCCAGCAUGGCCAGGAGCGAAUCCAUUAAUCAUUCGUCCAGGAGAAGCACCUCCACCGAGGGAUCAUCAUCACGAGGAGGGGAUUUCGUCCUGGUGAACGAGGAAAGGGGAAUGUUUGGGCUGUCAGAAUUGAUGAUGGCGUCUGCUGAGGUCCUUGGCAAUGGCGGGUUGGGAUCAGCUUACAAGGCGGCGCUGCCGGUGAUUGGACUGACGGUGGUGGUUAAGAGGCUGAAAGAGACCAAUAAAAUGAACAAAGAUGCAUUUGAUGCAGAGAUGAGAAAGAUGGGGAUGUUACGGCACCACAAUAUCUUGCCACUUUUGGCUUACCAUUACAGAAAACAGGAAAAGUUGGUGGUUUCUGAAUUUGGCCCCAAAGGCAGCCUGUUAUACCUCUUGCAUGGUGAUCGCGGGACUGCUCACAAUGAUCUAAAGGCAGCCACACGCAUAAAGAUCAUCAAGGGAGUUGCGAGUGGAAUGGAGUAUCUCCACACAGAAUUUGCAACCUACAAGCUACCACACGGCAACCUUAAAUCCAGCAACAUUCUUCUCACACCAACCUACGAGCCACUUCUCACAGACUACGCCUUCCAUCCGCUGGUGAGCGGCACGCCAACCCUGCAGUGCAUGUUCGCUCUCAAGGCUCCGGAGGGCCACCAAAUCUCGCACAAGAGCGACGUGUACUGCCUGGGGAUCGUCAUUCUUGAAGUGGUGACCGGGAAGUUCCCUUCCCAGUAUCUGAGCAACCAGAAAGGCGGGACGGAUGUGGUGCAGUGGGUACGCCAGGCGGUGGCGGACGGCAAAGAAUCGGAAGUGAUUGAUCCGGAGAUUGCUGGUGCCGGCGAGGAUUCCGAUGGGAAGAUGGUGAAGCUUCUGCAGAUUGGGGCGGCGUGCACGGAGAGUGAUGUUGAGAAGCGGCUUAGCAUGAAGGAAGCCAUCAAGAGAAUACGAGAGAUCCAAGAUGUUGAAGUUUUUCAUGAAUUGCCAUUCCCAGAUGAGAUCAGAGAGGCGGAAUGAGUUGAAGAUUUAAGACCAAAAACGGAGUGCGACAUAAGGGUUGAGACUUGAGAACCAAAUUAAAGCCUGCUCACAUCGAAUUGAAGAAAUUAAACAUGCAUGCAUCCAUGAAGCCAUGAAGGAUUUCUUAAUCAAAUUAAAUUAUCAAAGAAAGUAGAUCAGUAUUCUUUGUUGGCUACUUUGGUGUUGAUUUUUUUACAAUAUUGUUGUGAGCUUUCAAAUGUAAACAAUUACAGGCUGAUAUAUAAAAAUCAAGUCUCCUCCAAUUUGGGAGGGAUCAA